UACUGAGAUGUAGACAGUGCCGUAUAGGCUAUACUGCCGGCAGCAGGUGGAUAACUACUUAUCAUUCUAUCAGCUGUGCCUUCUUUGAUUGGGGAAAUACAAAUACAAAUUGGUUAUCAAUGCAAACAGGAUGUUGUCGUGCUGCUGUUCCAAUUCGACGUGUUCCUGGGAACAGAUAAGAUCCCGGAGCCGUAGUGAAACAGACAACGGCGACGUGAAUCACUUGGUCGAGGAAGCGGACGAAAGCGAAAUUGUCGCGGACCUAACCAGGAUGGAUGUUGCACUUUUGACGGAACAGUACAACUUGACUAAAGAGAAACAAAAGCGCCAGACGCUGGUGGUUUUAUUCAGACAAGUAUCAACUGAUGCAGCAGAAAUCAGUGGGCAAUCUCUGGUCAAUGUAGUUCCAGUCAACCAGGAGAUGAAGAGCAAACACGAGAGGAAGAUGUCGGUCUUAGAGUCUGAGAAUGACUUUGUUGGGGACUUGGAGAGAGCCCCAUGGCGCAAACCCUUGGCUAUCCACCGACAGACCAACAUCAUUAUACCACCACAUACAAACCCCACAAUCACGGGCAGUAAUUCAAGUUUUACUUCGCUGUCUGAAGACUUUCCUGAGACGUCCAGUGAGAAGGUCUUGGGGGAUUCUAUUUCUAUCCAUUCUGUAGAGUUGAGUGCCAGUAACAGCAGUUCAGGCUCCCGGAAGUUCUCAGCCCCAGCCGUUUUGUCCAGACAACUGAGUUUUGGGGGGCAGCGGCCGCCUCUUCUCUCCUCUAGCCCCCAUCACCACUACCCGUUCCCCCAAAGAAAAGGGCCCAAGAAGUCGGAAGCUGCUAGGAGACUUGGGAUGUAUGCAUCAUUCUGAUCAGAUUAUAGGAGAGGGAAAGAGUCCUUUACAGUCUAUAGUGCAAUAGAGAAUGUUUUCUAUGUUUCUGCAGCAUUAAACUAAUCUUGUUGUUGCUAUAAAAGGACAUUUGGUAUGCAGCCAUGCAAAUAAUAUCAUGUAAGAUGCUGUGCCUUGCCCUAUAUAGGAUCACAUGUUAACAUUUGAGUUUCAUCACAGCUGAGAAGGGUAUCCAUCUCCAACCAUUGAGUGAAAUACUCCUCAAUGUCUUUAAACUUUCUUUUCCCCAGAGAGCACACGAUUAGGCCUACAGACAAUGGUGCGAUGUUUUGUUUUUAAUUACAGCAUUUAUCCCAGGAAAAUAUUCAAGAGAUGAUUUACAGACCAUUGUUAGGGUAAUAACAGGUGGAAUAAAAUAUAACUAAACAUUUAAAUGUUUUAGUUACAUUAACCCAAUGAGUCCCACCAUAACGCAGGCGUUUUUUGGACUUCUAACCCCUUUCAAACAGUGUGUGUGUGUGUUCGAGCUACAUGGGUUGUGCCAUUGGAUUUGUCUGUUUAUUCUGUAUCCGUACGUACCAACCAUUAGUCUGUGCGAUUAACAGGGGUCUGAGCUAGAGUGGUGUUUGUGAGACAAGGGCGGAUCCUGAAGGGGCCCGGGUCUUUUUACAAAAACAUCUAGAGUCUGUAUGGUUUGAGCUACACACUUAAAAGCCAUCUAUGAAAAACAGACACAUGAACAUGUUUUGCUCAAGAGUUGUUAGAAGGUAAGGGGUUCUUCUACAAAUCCCAUGACAGUGUCUAUAAUAAGCUCACAGUUUCUGUCCCAAACUCCACAGUUGUCACUGACUAGUUGGAUAUUCAUUUCCCAGUGAGGAAACGAUUUCUGUAGUUACAACAUUUACAGAAAUUCAUUUAUUCAUGUAUUUGCUUUGGCUGACUUUUUGUUGUUGGACAUUUGUCAAUAAAACUCAUGAAUACAA
Messenger RNA from Salmo salar (Atlantic salmon), 1824 nucleotides. The record is from RefSeq and is a predicted model, not a curated record. NCBI's taxonomy places the organism in Eukaryota, Metazoa, Chordata, Actinopteri, Salmoniformes, Salmonidae.